Symbiodinium pilosum is the source of this 662-nucleotide messenger RNA. The record is from the annotation of a GenBank genome assembly. NCBI's taxonomy places the organism in Eukaryota, Dinophyceae, Suessiales, Symbiodiniaceae.
GCUUCUGUGGCGCCGCGCGGCACAAGCUCGCGAAGGACUUCUUGGCCAAAGGUCAGUACCUGAAAGCUAUCCCCGCUGCGCAGAAGGCCAUUGCCAGCUAUCAGGCAGUUGGCUCUGCUGAGGAGGCAGAGCAAGGCAGCUGCUGGAUCACCCUGGCCGAGGCUCAAUGCCAGGCCCAUGAGAUGCCCAAAGUUCAGGAGUCCGUCUCACAGGCACGCGCCAUCUUCGGGGGCCUUGCGGAUGUGGUGUCAGAGGCAAAGGCCAUGGGCAUCUUAGUAAAGUCCUACAUGCAAAAUGACUCGCCGGGCGAAGCGGUUGGCGUGGCGAAGGAGACUGUGACGCGUUUCCGCGAGGCUGGAGAUCGCCCUGGAGAAUGCCACGCUUUGCUGUCUUUGGCCAAGCUUCUCCUGCCCUUGGAUCCGGAGAAGGCAGAGAAGAUUGCUGUGGUCGCAACCGGUCUCAUGGAGAGCCUUGGCAUGAGGGAGGUCGAGGAAUGCCGAGCUGUGAAGGCUCGCUGCGAGCAUGCCAAGGCGGCCUCCGAGGUCGAGGCUACGAUUUGGAAGCGGAAGGACUUCUUACACGUGCCAAGAUCGCUCAUCGUCGACCCCGGUGGCCGUGGGAGACUUCAAAAUGAAUUUGCAGAGUUCGCGAAGGCAGCUUAA